Aspergillus saccharolyticus JOP 1030-1 is the source of this 1239-nucleotide messenger RNA. It is a transcript of the gene cgnA, whose product is annotated as collagen triple helix repeat protein. The record is from RefSeq and is a predicted model, not a curated record. The coding region runs from base 1 to 1239 and encodes 412 amino acids. Gene Ontology annotation, molecular function: nucleic acid binding; zinc ion binding. The transcript has 2 exons. Lineage: Eukaryota; Fungi; Ascomycota; Eurotiomycetes; Eurotiales; Aspergillaceae.
AUGACCCGCAAGAAGAAAAACCGCCGAACCGGUACCUCGAGCGCCGCGGGCCCCGGCAAACAGCGUCCUGGACCUAGACCCGGGCCCAUCCCUUCUAUAGAGAUCGGAAGCACGGUUUCUGGUAGGGUGAGGCCGUUGGGGAGGACUGUCGAGUUGCCGUAUAGGAUGGCGGGUGAGGUUUCGGGGUGGAGGGGGCAAUCCGGUAGUCGAGCUGGUCAGCAACACCUAGCUAGUCUGGAUACCUUUACUCGUGGUGGUCAAUUGAGUCAGAAUUGGGCUCCAGCUGCUCAGAUUGGUCAAUUCGGUCAGGGUGGUCAAUCCGGUCAUCUCAGUCAGAGUAUCCACAACCCAGCUGGCCAGCUUGGUCUGAUCGACCACAGCGCUCAAAGCAACCAAGCUGCGCAAGCUCAUACUCCGCACAACCGCGCUGCAGAGCACAAUGCGAACUCCACGAACCCGGUCCGGACCACGCACCACCCCGCAGGGAACGGACACGCUUACCGCGCAGUGAUGCAUCCGUUGAGCACCGCAACGCACAACGUGUGGGAGUGCCAGUACGUGUGCAGCGACCCGGAGCAAUGCGUCUGCUGUAGCGCAGCGCCAGUCCGGUGUGCUGCGGAGCAUGACAAGGUCAACCCCAUCCCAGCUUACGCCAUCGGGUCUCAGCCAGGACGCAGUCCAGCAUACACCAACGGCUCCCAGCCAGGACACAGUCUAUCUUACGACCCAGCCAACCCCGCGGAGCACAGCCCGGCUAACACCACCACCACACUUAACACCACAAGACCCCCGGCAGGCCGCAUUGUCGCAACUCAUCCCCAACCCCUAAACGAAGGACCAGGGCCGUGGCCUACGCAAACUGAUUUCCAGGGCUCACUUCACGAAGUCACCGCUGGAAGCACGACCCCCGAUACGACUCGGGAUUGUGUCUUUUGCGGGGGUAAUGGGCAUUCAACUGCAGAGUGUCCGGAGAGGUGGGGGAAUACGGGUUCGCGAAUACCGACUAUAUGUUGUCCGCGGAGGGAACGAACGAGGCGGAAGCGGGCUGUUGUCAAAGGUAUACGGAAGGACUUACGACGGCAGAGGGAGACGCAGAGGCAGGUGGAGGAGGAGCGGGAGAGGCUUGAGAAACUGUUGCUCGAGGAUAAGGCUCCGGACUGUGUUGUUUCUCAACCUGCUCAAGAACAGCCAGUGGAUCUGGAGGGUGUUCUGCAGCAAAUCAUUAUGGAUAUGACUUGA